Dalotia coriaria is the source of this 1486-nucleotide messenger RNA. Its product is annotated as mannose-P-dolichol utilization defect 1 protein homolog. Gene Ontology annotation, biological process: oligosaccharide biosynthetic process. The record is from RefSeq and is a predicted model, not a curated record. Bases 197 to 955 code for a protein of 252 amino acids. The transcript is spliced from 2 exons. Lineage: Eukaryota; Metazoa; Arthropoda; Insecta; Coleoptera; Staphylinidae.
CAAGCAAUUGAUUGGAAACGGCCGUGACGUGUCUGACGUAACCUCAACACGACGACAAAAAGCGGUGUAAUUUUAAUCGCCCUUUAAACCUUCGCCAAGUAGUAAUAAAUACUAAUGCGCGCUUAAACAGCCUACUUAGACACAGCUACACUUCUGUGUAAAACUUCAUUGCAUUCGGAUCAACGAUACCGUAAAUAUGGACGUCAUUAAACAAGCAUCUAGUUAUUUGCUCACACCAGAGUGUGUUGAUGAAUAUUUUGUCAAAUUCAACGUAUUUGAUGGUCCAUGCUUCAUGUCAACUCUAAGUAAGGGCCUUGGUUUUGCCCUGAUCCUUGGAUCAAUUCUAGUCAAACUCCCGCAAAUUCUCAAAAUAUGGAGGAACAAAUCCGGCGAGGGCAUCAGCCUUCUCAGCGUCUCAUUCGACCUGAGCGCCAUCAUGAUCUACGGCUGUUAUAGCAUCGUGAAUGAAUUCCCAUUCAGUUCCUGGGGCGAUUCAUUCUUCUUACUUCUACAAACACUUUUAAUCGCCUGCCUUAUUCUGCAUUAUUCCGGACGCACAAUGAUGGCGUUCCUGUACGCCAUGCUGUAUACGAGUGUCUUCCUUGUGUUCAUUUCCGGUUACACACCGAAAGACUUCCUGUGGACACUGCAAGGCUUCAACAUUCCUAUUUUAUUAGUUGGAAAGCUAUCACAAGCUCUCACCAACUUCAAGAAUGGCCACACUGGUCAGCUAUCAGCAGUGACGAUGUUCAUGAUGUGUGCGGGCAGCGCAGCGCGAAUCUUCACAUCAAUUCAGGAAACUGGCGAUUUCAUGAGCAUCCUGACGUAUUGCGUGUCAACCAGCGCGAAUGCAGUGAUUGUCCUGCAGAUUUUAUACUACUGGAACGUGGACGCUACCAAAAUGGAGAAGAAAAGGUCGUCGCAGAAGGGAAGAAAGGCAAAGAAGGUUGAUUAACUCUCAACUAAAAACAAAACGUACUAGAAAAUAAAACUUUUGCAUUACACAUUAAGUGAUGAAGCCUAGUUGCAAUAAUAACGAUGUACAUCCAAAGAAACUUAUUUAUUAUUAUAGUAUACGUGUCUAUAACGAAUAUUUCUCGCUCAUGACAUGUUUAAUGUAAUAAUAUAUAAGAACUGAUUGAAAAUAAUAGAAAAAUGCAAUUUUCAUCAUUACAACAAGGCCUAACCACUGAAACUAGACUUUUUACAACUAAAAACUAAUUAAAUUGUAAUACCUCCAUAAAAUUUAUGGAUUUUGCGGACGUAGGAAUAUUUUCAAUCAUUGCUUGCAAUUUUAAAGUAUGCCAAAGCAAUAAACAUCAGAAAGCAAUGAAAAAAAAAAUGAUGUAACAUAAUAAAUUAGGAAAUUAUACGCGCACAGGUGAAGUAUGUUCUAUGAGCAAAACACAAAUACAACAAAUUCCGUUCUACGUUUUAAAAUGCAAAUUCUAUUAAAGAGGUAUUAGACUAGUCCAACUUAUAAUAA